ACAGGCGUGUCCCCGUUCUAUUUCAAAACCCUCACCAAACCCCAUCGCCACCUCCACCUCCACCUCCUCCGCCGCUAACCGUCAUCCAUCACCACCGCCGCUCCAUCUCGCCGCCACCUCUGCAAUCUCUUCAUCUUAACCAAACCACAAACAGGUAACAUUACACAUUACUAUUCCACCAUUUCUACUCUCUACUAUUAUCCUAUACUUCCCGUAUAACCUCAUCAACGAUUAAUAUUCAAUCUCUUCGUAAAAUACAUUCAAUUAGGUCACCUGUUUAUAUCGAUUAUACACUCAAAUCAACACGCAUCAUGCUACUCAUCCGUACAAUUAGGUUAUCAGUUUGUAUCAAUUUGGCUCAAAUAUUGUUCUAAAAGUUAGGUUAAUCAUUAGAUAUAGAAAUAGUCCUGAUAUUUUGCCCUAAUUAUACACUCAAAUCAACAACCAUUAUGCUGCUCCGCCGGACGAUCCACUCGCUCUAUCCUCACGCCACCGUACGCCACGGUUCCUCGGUGGCAAAACCGCUGUCGAAAAUACCUCACAAGUACAGAGCUAAAGCUAUACAACAAGCACAAGAAGCCCUAACCGACUACCUGCACACUGUCAAAACCGUACCGUACACAUUCGCAGAAAACAUUAGCAAAUACUCUGUUGUGUCUUUAUCCACCGUCGUGUCGAAAGUUAAGUUCUCGGCUUCGGAUUUUUCGAAAUCGUUGCAGAAGUUUCUUAGAUAUCAUCCGGUUAAUGAGUUUGAGUUGUUCUUUGAGAGCAUUGGGAUUGAUGUUAACGAGCUUGAUUUGGUUUUGCCUACGCGGAAGUUCUUUUUGUCGGAAGAUAGGAAUGCGUUUGAUGUCGCGUGUGCGCUUUACGGGUUUGGGAUUCCGUGGAACAAGUUGGGGAUAUUGUAUAAAGAAGAAAAAACAAUUUUUGAUAAGGAUCCGGAUGAGUUGGGGGCGAUUUGGAAGAGGUAUAUGGGGUAUGGGUUCACUAGUUCGUCGUUGAUUGGGGUUUGCUUGGUGUUUCCUUGUGUAUUGAACGGGGAUAGUGAAGUUGAGAACGUGGUUAGUGAUUUGAAACGGGUCGUUAUUGAUUUUAAUUUGGUUGAUGACGUGGACGGUGACGUGGAUACGUGGAUUGAUCUUUGUAGAAAGAUUAAGCUCUUUUACAAUUUGGGUUGCAAGAAAGACGGUUUAUCUGACAUGAUCGGCAGGAGUAAAACUAUAUUGGUGGAAUAUUCGGAAGACGUUAUAUCGGCAAAAGUCGAGUAUUUUCGUAAAUUUGAUGUUACCGUAGAUGAGGUCAUGUCAUUACUUCUUUCGGGAUCUAAAAUCUUCGAUUUGGAGUUAACGACUCAAGUAUUUUGCGUCGUAGGACUUUUACGACACUUCGGGAUGGAUGAAAAAUGUCUGCGUAUUAUUACCGAGAAGUACCCUUACGUGUUCGGUAAAAACCGCUUAGCUAAUCUGCCACACGUGAUGAGAGCGUUGAAUCUUAAUCAAUGGUUCUUUGAUAAUCUAAAACACGGUGGUUAUCGUUUAUUAAAAAGUUACCCUGUUAUCAAUCCCGAUGAAGAUUACGAUAAAGACUUUGCGGAAAGCUUAGUGAGAAUUCAAUCAUCUCGAGUGCCAGCUCACACUCUAAGUAAGUUACAGUUCUUGCACAGUAUCGGGUUCGGAGAAAACGCGUCGACUAUUAAAGUGUUAAAACACAUGCACGGGACAAGUUGUCAGUUAAGUAACCGUUUCUAUUGCUUGGUUCGUAACGGAGUUGAGUUUUCAAAGCUUUGUAAAAUAAUUAGUUUGUCACCGAAAAUUUUAAAUCAACAAACUAAAAUUCUUGAAAAGAAACUAGAGUUUCUUCGCGACGAAAUUGAGUUUUCGUUGGAUUAUCUUGAUGUUUUCCCGGCUUAUUUGUGCUUUGAUUUGGAGAAAAGAAUAAAGCCGAGAUGUAGAUUUCAUACGUGGCUUAUGGAGACCGGUUUGUGUGAGAAAGAAUAUUCCCUUGCUAGUAUUAUUGCCACUAGUGAAAGAAGCUUUAUUGCUCGAAUUUAUAGGAUUCAUCCUGCUGCUCCAAAAAAAUAUCUUGAAAUAUUUCUGAGCCAAGGUUAUGAUGGUCUUUGAGAAACUGGUUAUUGUGGUGAGUUAUGGUUUUGUCAGCACAGAGAGAUUGUCAUAGUGGCGGAUUCAAGUUUUUUGACCAAGGGUAUCUUGUACAUAUCUUGCCUUGUAUGUCCGAUCGAAGGCUUCCAUGAAUUUGGAUUGGAGGAAAGAAAGUCAAUCACUUAGGUAGAUACCUGUCGGUGACACAUAAUAUAUACUCUAUGCUUCACGCCUGCACUCAAUAUGAGUGUACGGAGCUGUUUUGGACAAACGUUGGAAUCUUCAAACGGGCAUGAAGACUGGCAUAUUGUGCUUUUUUUGCUCUAUGGGGUCCAAGAUAUGAAGCAGCCAUGGCGUCAGCAAAUCAACAUGUCUAGGAUAUGCAUGUAGGUACCUUAUCGCUAUAUGUCGCCAUUCGCUAUUAACAACUAUGGUCAUGCUAUGGCUGAAGAGUACUCAGCCCUAAUCAGGAAUGGAACUUGGUCCUUAGUUCCUCGUGCUUCCAACGCCAAUAUUGUUGCUUGCAAAUGGGUGUACAAAUUAAAACGUGACCAAACUGGAGCCAUUAAGCUUACAAAGCGCGUCUUGUUGCCAAGGGAUUUCACCAACAGACGUUUAGUCCGGUUGUGAAAUCCACCACGAUACGGGUCGUUCUUUCACUUGCUGUCACCGGACAAAUGGCCACUUAGACAGUUAGAUGUGCAAAAUGUGUUUCUUCAUGGUGAUCUCAAAGAAACAGUUUACUAGUUGCAGCAACCACCUGGAUUUGUUGAUCCACACAAACCGGAUCAUGUAUGCCUUCUUCAUAAAUCCUUAUACGGGAUCAAGCAGGCCCCAAGGGCAUGGUUUCACCGCCUCUUCACAACUUUAAAUGGCCUCGUUUCCAAAGGUCCAAAACUGACCCAUCUCUAUUUAUUUACUCGGCACGGGGCACACUCUAAUAUAUGCUGGUCUAUGUCGAUGACAUUAUUCUGACAUGGAACAACUUACAGCCAUUGAUCAUGUUGUGCACAGCCUUAGCAAGUCUUUUGCUGUUCAAGAUAUGGGCCCUCUUUCUUAAUUUUUGGUAUUGAAAUCAGCCCCAAAAGUGCUGACAUGCUUUUUUCUCAAAAGAAGUACAUUCUGGAACUUCUUGAUCGAGCGGGCCUCUCUAAUGCCAAACGUGUGCUUUCUCCCAUCACUACUACUGCUACCUUGGCUCUUGGUGAUAGUCUUUUUGAUAAUCCGGUUAAAUACCGGCAGGUAGUUGGGGCCUAUGUAGCACGGGAAGGCGUACAAGACUGGGGUACGGGGACGAUACGGGUACGUGGAACGACAAAACUCAAAAAUCCAAGAUACGGGUACGGAAAAGAUUGAAACGAGGCGAACGGUACAGCGGGCUGGUGAAAACACACUUAUUUGUGUCAAAAAUCGGGUUUUUUUUGCAUUCGAUCAUGAGGACUCUUCGGUUCUUGAUGUCCAACAAGCACCUAUUAGCUGUUUUAAUGGCUUUUUACUCAUGUUUUCUGAGCUCAGCAAUGCAAUGAAAAUGGGCACCCUUUCCAAAUCAGGUUGAUAUUAUUCGAAUCCGCUUACAAUGGUGGUGUAUACUGGUAGGGUCUGAUUGUAGGAGUUUUUUUUCUUGAAUUUGAAUAUAAAUGUAAUAAGUUUAUGAGUAAAUUGCCAAAAUCGUCCCUGAGGUUUGGGCAUCUUUGCCAUUUUCAUCCAAAACAACAUUUUUGAACCAUAUAGUCCACAUUUGGGAUUUUUUGGCAUUUUCAUCCAAACGGCCGACUUUUUUUUUUUUUUUUGGCAAAAUCAUCCUUGAGAUUUGUGAUUUUUUGCCAUUUUCAUCCAAAUGUUUGAUAGAAAAAAUAAAGCAAAUUAGACGUUUGGAUGAAAAUGACAAAAAAUCCCAAAAGUGAAGAACUAUAUUGUACAAAAAAGUUGUUUUGGAUGAAAAUGACAAAUGUACCCAAACCUUAGGGACACUUUUGGCAAUUUACUCUAAAUAUAUAAUGCAAAAUUUUAAUAUUAUGAUUUUUGUAGUAGAUUUUUUUUUGGUAAUUCUGACUUUAGGCUGGUUUUUAAGGAAAAUUCAUAUGUCAAAAUUGAUGAAUGCGUAUCUGAUAUUGUAUAGUUGAAUA
Helianthus annuus (common sunflower) is the source of this 4225-nucleotide messenger RNA. RefSeq names its product transcription termination factor MTEF18, mitochondrial. NCBI's taxonomy places the organism in Eukaryota, Viridiplantae, Streptophyta, Magnoliopsida, Asterales, Asteraceae. Gene Ontology annotation, cellular component: chloroplast. Gene Ontology annotation, molecular function: double-stranded DNA binding. The coding region runs from base 450 to 2120 and encodes 556 amino acids. The record is from RefSeq and is a predicted model, not a curated record. Gene Ontology annotation, biological process: regulation of DNA-templated transcription; chloroplast organization. The transcript has 6 exons.